Porites lobata is the source of this 381-nucleotide messenger RNA. The record is from the annotation of a GenBank genome assembly. Lineage: Eukaryota; Metazoa; Cnidaria; Anthozoa; Scleractinia; Poritidae.
AUGUUGAUAACUGUAGUUAUUGUCUUCGCCCUGUCUUGGCUGCCUUUUCAAGCUUUGGAGAUGCUUCGUCAGUACAACAGACCACUGUUUGAUUCACUUCCGAUUGAGUUACUGUACACCACACCUUGGUUUGGUUACGCUAACAGUGCUAUUAACCCAAUCCUUUAUGUGAUAUUCUCUGAGAAUUAUCGUCAGGAGUUUUACCGCAUUCUGUGUCGAGGUCCAACCAGGAAGGACCGCUACAGAAGGACAAUCAUAAGCCGAAGUACCACUACUAGAUCAACUCGUCUGUCACGUGCAAGCUCAUUGGCUGUAAGCAUUCCGCUUCAAAAGCUUAGAGAGGAAGCGAAUUAUAGACGACAAGGCCCUGAGUCACCCUAA